This is a messenger RNA of Dicentrarchus labrax (European seabass), 761 nucleotides long. Its product is annotated as myosin heavy chain, skeletal muscle-like. Lineage: Eukaryota; Metazoa; Chordata; Actinopteri; Moronidae. Bases 10 to 738 code for a protein of 242 amino acids. The transcript has 3 exons. Gene Ontology annotation, cellular component: myosin complex. The record is from RefSeq and is a predicted model, not a curated record.
UUUGUGCUUAUGCACCAAAUAUAUGAUCUAUUUUGUGAUCAUCAUCAUCAUGACCUGAGGCCGCGUGUAUUGGACACUCGGGUAAAGAGAGGGGCGGAGCUGUCAACUGUGGUGAGUUGGGUUAGGUGGCAGAGGAAGCCAUUGGACAGACCUGGUAAACCCAAAUGUGUAGUAUGGGUGAACUGGGAACAUCUGGAGGAGGCCCCUGUCCGAGAGACCUUCAACUCCCACCUCGUGCGGAGCUUCUCCUGUGAGAGUUGUGUCCGAAUUCUUGGUCGUAAAUCAGACUUGUUUCCAGUGGGUGUUGGCCUCCGCAGGAACCAUGCCCUGAGAAUCAAGAAGAAGAUGGAGGGAGACCUAAAUCAGAUGGAGAUUCAGUUGAGCCAUGCCAAUCGUCAGGCUUCUGAGUCCCAUAAGCAGCUGAGGAAUGUGCAAGCACAGCUGAAGGAUGCACAACUGCACCUUGAUGAUGCUGUUAGAGCCCAGGAUGACUUCAAGGAACAAGCUAGUAUGGUAGACAGCAGGAACGGUCUCAUGGUGGCUGAAAUUGAGGAACUUGGAGCUGCUCUGGAACAGACAGAGAGAAGCUGCAAAAUUGCUGAUCAGGACCUGGUGGACGCCAGUGAGUGUGUUGGACUGCUGCACUCUCAGUGCGUGAGCUGGAGGCAGAGGUUGAGGCUGAGCAGAGACGUGGAGCAGAUGCUGUUAAGGGUGUCCGCAAAUAUGAGAGGAGGGUGAAGGAGCUCACCUAUCAGGCACAA